This is a messenger RNA of Colletotrichum acutatum, 1907 nucleotides long. Its product is annotated as FMN-dependent dehydrogenase. The transcript has 4 exons. Lineage: Eukaryota; Fungi; Ascomycota; Sordariomycetes; Glomerellales; Glomerellaceae. Bases 414 to 1907 code for a protein of 497 amino acids. The record is from RefSeq and is a predicted model, not a curated record. Gene Ontology annotation, biological process: lactate metabolic process. Gene Ontology annotation, molecular function: L-lactate dehydrogenase (cytochrome) activity; heme binding.
CAAGUCGAAUUUCCCCCCUUCAAGAGAAGAUGGGUGCUUGCUUCCCCCAACAUUUCUCUAGAAGAACUUUUUUGGAGUCCCGAUUCUCGGACUGACUAGCGAGACGACACCUACAUCUUUUUCUGCUCUUGGUUCCGGCCCUUAGAUCUGCGUCGGCAUCUCUUCCAUUACUACUUCUGCCCGUCAUUGGUGUUUGUAAAACGUGCUAUUCCUGGUCCCUCUGAUUUGAAAUACCUUGGAUUCGACUAGACCAGCAAGCAAGCCACCCAUAAAUCAGACGCUACCCCGUGGAGAAAGAUCUACCUAUUUGUUGGCCUUUACCCCGGAUUUUCCAACCUGUCGAUAAACUUCCAAGAUACUUUUCUUCCUUUCGUCCGGAACAACGACAUCAAUUGCACCGAACAGCAGGCACAAUGGGUUUGAAGGGUGACGAUAUCGCGAAGCACAACAGUGCCGACUCUUGCUGGGUCAUUGUUCACGGCAAAGCCUACGAUGUGACGGACUUUUUGCCCGAGCACCCCGGUGGCUCAAAAAUCAUUCUCAAGUACGCCGGCAAAGAUGCGACGGAAGAGUUCGACCCUAUCCACCCGCCCGACACCCUCGACAAGUACCUCGAGCAGUCCAAGCACCUUGGCCCCGUCGACAUGACCUCUGUAGUGGCUGAGGAGAAGGAGGAGGACCCCGAAGAGGUUGAGCGCUUGGAGAGGGUUGAGCAAAAGCCACUGUUGUCCCAAUGUUACAACCUGAUGGAUUUCGAGGCCGUAGCGCGCAGAGUCAUGAAGAAGACGGCUUGGGGAUACUACUCGAGUGCAGCCGACGACGAAAUCACAUUGCGCGAAAACCACGGUGCCUUCCACAGAAUCUGGUUCCGGCCGCAGAUCCUCGUCGACGUCGAAAAGGUAGACUUCACCACCACCAUGCUCGGCGCAAAGGUCGACAUGCCCUUCUACGUCACCGCCACCGCCCUCGGCAAGCUGGGCCACCCCGAGGGCGAGGUCCUCCUCACCCGCGCCUCCCGCAAGCACAACGUCAUCCAGAUGAUCCCGACGCUGGCCUCGUGCUCCUUUGACGAGCUCAUGGACGCCGCCGAGGGCGACCAGGUGCAGUGGAUGCAGCUCUACGUCAACAAGGACCGAGAGAUCACAAAGAAGAUUGUGCAGCACGCCGAGGCCCGCGGCUGCAAGGGCCUCUUCAUCACCGUCGACGCGCCGCAGCUGGGUCGUCGCGAGAAGGAUAUGCGGUCCAAGUUCACCGAUCCGGGUGCCAAUGUGCAGUCGGGCCAGGCAACGGAUCAGAGCCAGGGUGCCGCCCGCGCUAUUUCGUCCUUUAUCGACCCCGCCUUGUCGUGGAAGGAUAUCCCCUGGUUCAAGUCCAUCACCAACAUGCCCAUCAUCCUGAAGGGUGUGCAGCGCGUAGAGGACGUCAUCAAGGCUAUCGAGGCCGGCGUCCAGGGUGUAGUGCUCUCCAACCACGGUGGUCGCCAGCUCGACUUUGCCCGGUCCGGAAUUGAGGUUCUCGCCGAGACGAUGCCGGUGCUGCGUCGCAUGGGCUUGGAGAACGCGAUCGAGAUCUACAUUGACGGCGGUGUCCGUCGCGCUACCGACAUCAUCAAGGCGCUGUGCCUCGGUGCCAAGGGUGUCGGUAUCGGCAGACCUUUCUUGUACGCCAUGGCCGGCUACGGCUUCGACGGUGUCGACCGCGCCAUGCAGCUGCUCCGCGACGAGAUGGAGAUGAACAUGCGUCUUAUUGGUUGCACGAGCAUCGACCAGCUUAACCCGUCGCUUAUCGAUACCCGGAGUCUGUUCAAUCACGGCUCUACGCCGUCUGAUAACCUUAUGGGUGCCGUGUACGACCCGUUGGCGACGCCGGUUCAGAGACCUAAGGUGCCUAAGUCGUCAAAGUUGUAA